GAGCGCGUCCUGUGCGCCGUGUGCUCCUCCCCGAGCCGUCUGCACCUCCGUGCUGCCCUCCUCCGCGCCGCCCCACCGCCGCCCUCACCAUGUUCUUGCCCACGCCGCCCUGCUCCCCGGCCGCCCCCCCUCCUCCGUGACGCCCUGCUCCCAGCGCUGCCGCCUUCUCCUCUGCGCCGCCCUGCUCCCAGCGUCGCCGCCUGUUACUCUGCGCCUCCCUGCGCCCUGCGUCGCCGCCUGCUCCUCCGCGCCGCCCUGCUCCCAGCGUCGCCGCCUGCUCCUCCGUGCCGCGCCCCCCGUCGUCGUCGCCGCCCCUCCCCGUACGCUAGCCCGAGCUGGCCCUCCCAUCGGCUCCGCCGCCCCUCCCAUCAGCGCCGCCGCCCCUCCCCAUCCGCUAGCCCGAGCCGACCCCUAACUGCUCCGCCGCGCCACCUUUCAUCCACCGGGAGGUCCGUCUGCUCCGGCGGCAAGGUGCUCCUCGUCUGCAACUUCAGUAUAUCCGAGGAGGAUGUGGAUUUGGACAUUGCAUCAUGGGUGUGUGGCUACAUGGAUCUGUCCUUCGGCCAUCUGGUAGCCCUGUUUGUCAUCACCCCACGAUGCUGUUGGUGCCUUCUCAAGUUGCUUGACUGCUGCAUGAACCAAAUUGAGCAGUACAAUGGCGAUUUCGCUGAAGUUCGUCACAGUAUGAUUCAGCCUCUUAGGGUUCGCCAUUCUACAUUGAAGGGAAAAGGGCGCCACUCUACCUUGAAGUUGAUAGAGACGGGCUCAAGGACAAUCGGUCGUACGGUGGUCAUUGCAUUGUGGUGCUGACGAUGACGGCCAAGCUCUUAUCAUUGCCCAAAGGAUGAAUUUUGUGGGACCUCACCAUCUGUUUCCUUGGUUCAGCUUGAAGUGUCCUCAGUCAGGAGAAGGCUCCAAUAACUUUAUGGUUGGUGGAUCUACACCUGCCCAAGCAAGCCAAGUGACACGCACUGCGGCUCAAGAUGCUUCGACCUGCACGCCACAAUGAUCACUCGAGGUUUGCAUCACGAAUGCCGUCGAUGGUGGGCAUACAUGCUGCGAUGGACACUCAUUGCAUAUUGUAGGUUGAACUCAUGCUUUCGUUUCUGAACUCUUGUUGCAUAUGUAAUGUUGUUGUGAACCCUCCUUGAAUAUGUAUGCAUUCUUUUGUGGAACUAUAUUGGAUAUGUAUGAGUGUGUGGACUUCGAACUCAUCAUCGGUUUGUUCUUGUUGUGAACUUGUAAUAUAUUGGAUAUGUAUGCAUGACCGUUUCGGUUGUGAAAUCUUGUUGCAUAUGUACGCAUGCUUUUGUGAAA
Messenger RNA from Hordeum vulgare subsp. vulgare (domesticated barley), 1317 nucleotides. RefSeq lists its product as uncharacterized. The transcript has 6 exons. Bases 547 to 810 code for a protein of 87 amino acids. The record is from RefSeq and is a predicted model, not a curated record. Lineage: Eukaryota; Viridiplantae; Streptophyta; Magnoliopsida; Poales; Poaceae.